AUGAAAUUCCCAGGUGGAUGCUACUGCGGCAAGAUCCGCUACGAGAUCGAUCUAGAUGAUAAAGACCAAGCUAGGACCAGCUUGUGUCAUUGCCGGAACUGUAAGAAAUUCACUGGUGGCCCCUUUGGAAUUACGACCAAAAUUCCCAAAUCGAGCUUCAAAGUCCUCGAGGGUCAGGACAAGAUCAAGACGCACGAGGGCGAUAACGGCGGCGGGGUCAUUUUACAUCGCGAGUUCUGCUCCGAGUGCGGGAGUGGCCUCUUGGAAUAUGGGGCAAAUGCGGGAGACAAUAUCUACAUCUUCUAUGGCACGCUGGACCAUCCGAGCGAUUUGCCGCCCAAGGGCGAGUUCUUCUGCAGCAAGCGGGAUCCUUGGAUGCCAGAAGUCCCUGGAAUCUUCCAUAAGCAGAAGAUCAAGGAAUAA
Exophiala dermatitidis NIH/UT8656 is the source of this 423-nucleotide messenger RNA. RefSeq lists its product as uncharacterized. Gene Ontology annotation, molecular function: carbon-sulfur lyase activity. Lineage: Eukaryota; Fungi; Ascomycota; Eurotiomycetes; Chaetothyriales; Herpotrichiellaceae. The record is from RefSeq and is a predicted model, not a curated record. The transcript has 4 exons. Bases 1 to 423 code for a protein of 140 amino acids.